Dovyalis caffra is the source of this 1986-nucleotide messenger RNA. The record is from the annotation of a GenBank genome assembly. Lineage: Eukaryota; Viridiplantae; Streptophyta; Magnoliopsida; Malpighiales; Salicaceae.
AUGAGAUCAUAUGCUUCACUUCAGCUACUCUCUGUUGUUUCUCUUGUUCUAUUUGUGACUUGUGACUCCUUUGCCAUAGAUGAAGUUUGGGCACUUACAACAUUCAAGGAAGCUAUAUAUGAAGACCCACAUAUGGUUUUGUCCAAUUGGAAUGCCUUAGAUGCAGAUCCAUGUGGUUGGUCUGGCAUUUCCUGCUCUUUUGCUCGAGACCAUGUUGUAAAGAUAAACAUUACUGGGUACUCUUUAAGGGGAUUUCUUGCCCCGGAGUUGGGUCGGAUCAAAUUUUUGCAACAACUAAUCUUGCACGGCAAUAAUCUGAUUGGGAUCAUACCAAAAGAACUGGGACUGUUGAAAAACCUCCAGGUCUUGGAUUUGGGAGCGAAUCAAUUAACAGGCCCUAUUCCUCCUGAGAUUGCAAAUCUAACCAGUGUCAUGAAAAUAAACCUCCAGUCCAAUGGGUUAACAGGAAGCUUGCCUCCUGAACUUGGCAAUUUGAAGUCCCUUCAAGAACUUUGGCUGGAUAGGAAUAGACUUCAAGGAUCUUUUCCUGCUAGUAGCAGCUCGGAUGUCGCAUCUAGUGCAUAUGGAAUGUAUGCUUCAAACACAAACUUAACUGGCCUGUGUAGAGCAUCUGAAUUAAAAGUGGCUGAUUUCUCAUACAACUUCUUUACUGGGAGCAUUCCCAAGUGCUUGGGGUAUCUCCCGAGCUCAAGAUUCCAAGGGAACUGCCUUCAGAACAAAGAUCCAAGACAGCGUUCUUCUUCUCUUUGCGAUCGUGCUCCACCUGCCAGAACCCAUCAAACAACAAACCCCAGGCACCAGCCUGCUGAAGACGUAUCCAAGCGGCAUCAGAAGGCAUCAAAACCUGCCUGGCUUUUGGCUCUGGAAAUAGUGACAGGAACCAUGGUGGGCUGUCUCUUUCUUAUUGCCUUUCUAACAGCUAUUCAGAGAUGCAAUAACAAAUCUUCUCUCAUAAUCCCUUGGAAGAAAUCAUCGAGUCAGAAGGAUCAUGUGACAGUAUACAUAGAUUCUGAGAUGUUGAAAGAUGUAGUAAGAUUCAGCAGGCAGGAGCUUGAAGUGGCCUGUGAAGACUUCAGUAACAUUAUUGGCUCUUCUCCAGACAGUUUGGUUUACAAGGGCAACAUGAAAGGUGGGCCUGAGAUUGCUGUCAUAUCCCUCUGCAUCAAAGAGGAACAUUGGACAGGCUAUCUUGAACUCUAUUUCCAGAGAGAGGUGGCAGAUUUGGCAAGAUUAAAUAACGAGAAUGCAGGAAAGCUGCUUGGUUAUUGUAGUGAGAGCACUCCAUUUACGAGGAUGUUAGUUUUCGAAUAUGCAUCAAAUGGGACCCUGUAUGAGCACCUUCACUAUGGAGAAGGAUGCCAGUUAUCUUGGACACGGCGCAUGAAAAUUGUCAUAGGCAUUGCUCGCGGACUGAAGUACCUUCAUGCAGAACUUGAGCCACCAUUUACUAUAUCAGAGUUAAAUUCCAGCUCCGUUUAUCUCACAGAGGACUUUUCCCCUAAGUUGGUUGAUUUUGAAAGUUGGAAGAGUAUUCUUGCAAGAUCAGAGAAGAACUCAGGCUCCAUAGGCGGCCAAGGUGCUAUUUGUGUACUUCCUAAUUCUCUGGAGGGGCGCCAUCUUGAUGUCCAAGGGAACAUUUAUGCUUUUGGUGUUCUUUUGCUGGAAAUAAUCAGUGGAAGACCUCCAUACUGCAAGGACAAAGGGCGCCUGGUAGAUUGGGCUAAGGACUUCCUCGAACUGCCAGAAGCAAUGGCUUAUGUGGUAGAUCCCCAGUUGAAGCAUUUCAGAUUCGAGGACCUCAAAGUUAUAUGUGAAGUGGUAAAACUUUGCAUCCAUCCAGACUCCACCGGGCAGCCUUCAACGCAGGAGUUAAGUGCCAUUCUAGAGAGCGGAAUUGAUACAACUAUAUCUGCUGACUUUAAGGCAUCUUCCUUGGCAUGGGCAGAGCUUGCACUAUCAUCAUAA